This is a messenger RNA of Heterocephalus glaber (naked mole-rat), 1541 nucleotides long. Lineage: Eukaryota; Metazoa; Chordata; Mammalia; Rodentia; Bathyergidae. The record is from RefSeq and is a predicted model, not a curated record.
CGGUUUCCUCUCCGGGACCAGGCGGCGGGGAUCUCAGCCGCAGACCUCGCUUCCUCCGGGGGGCUGGGGGCUGGGCCCCGCGGCCAGCUUCCCCCUUCCCGGCCGGCGCGGGACCACUUCCUCUUGUCCCGAGCAGCGAGCAGGUCCACGGCUCGGCGGAGCAGAUCCAGCGCGGCGAGGGCGAGGGCGAGGGCGGGCGGAGGCCGAUCAGGGCGGGCGGCUCCCGGGACCCCGCGCCCGGCCAUGGCGGAGCUGCAGCAGCUGCAGGAUUUCGAGAUCCCCGCGGGCCGCGAGGCGCUACGCGGGAACCAUGCCGCCCUGCUGCGGGUCGCCGACUUCUGCGAGGAUAACUACGUGCAGGCCACGGACAAGCGGAAGGCGCUGGAGGAGACCAUGGCCUUCACCACCCAGGCCCUGGCCAGUGUCGCCUACCAGGUGGGCAACCUGGCGGGGCACACGCUUCGCAUGCUGGACCUGCAGGGCACGGCCCUGAGGCAGGUGGAGGCCCGGGUGAGCGCGCUGGGCCAGGGACGGCCCUGGGCACAGACGCCACUGCCCCCUCGCCCUGGCUCGCAGAUGGUGAACAUGCACUUGGAGAAGGUGGCCCGCAGGGAGAUUGGCACCUUGGCUGCCGUGCAGCGCCUGUACCCUGGCCAGAAGGUGCUGGCCCCCGAGAGCCUGGCCCCGCCCCCGCCCUACUGCAGGAGGCCCAUCAACUUCAGCUGCCUGGACCACGUUGGCCACGGGAUCAAGGACCUGAGCACGCAGCUGUCGCGGACGGGGACCCUGUCUCGCAGGAGCAUCAAGGCGCCGGCCACGCCCACCGCGGCCACGCUGGGGAGGGCGCCCCGGAUCCCGGAGCCCGUGCAGCCCCCCGCGCUGCCCGACGGCCGCCUCUCCGCCGCCUCCUCCGCCUCGUCGCUGGCCUCAGCCGGCAGCGCCGACGGCGUCGCCGGGGCAGCCCCGCCCAAGCCGCAAGCGAUGGCCCCGCCACCUCCGCCCCCGUGCGUGGAGCUGUGCCCGCCCCCGCCGGAGCUGACCCCGGAGCUCGAAGACCUGGGGUUGCCGCCGCCCCCGCCUGGCUUCGGACUGGAAGAGCCCAGCUGGGCCCCCGACGCCUACUUGGAGAAAGUGGUGACCCUGUACCCCUACACCCGCCAGAAGGACAACGAGCUCUCCUUCACAGAGGGCACGAUCAUCUGCGUCACACGCCGCUACUCGGACGGCUGGUGCGAGGGCGUCAGUGCAGAGGGCGCCGGUUUCUUCCCGGGGAACUACGUGGUGCCCGGCUGCUGACCCGAGGCUGAGGCAGGAGGGUCUCUGAACCCUCCCUAUUGUCUCGGGGAGAGUAGGGGCCCCCAGGCCUGCUGCAGAGGGGACAGAACUGGAGCCCACGGAGCUGUGAUUGCGUCCACGGAGGGCCUCACCUGAGCAGGGCGCUGCCCCCAGCCCCAAGUGACAACUCUGAAUAAAGCUCCGCGACCUGCCCACGACUGCCUGCAGGGCUGGGGGCGGCGGUCCGGGGGGACAGGGAUCCAAGA